This is a messenger RNA of Culex pipiens pallens (northern house mosquito), 2369 nucleotides long. RefSeq lists its product as uncharacterized. Lineage: Eukaryota; Metazoa; Arthropoda; Insecta; Diptera; Culicidae. The transcript has 2 exons. The coding region runs from base 690 to 2366 and encodes 558 amino acids. The record is from RefSeq and is a predicted model, not a curated record.
AGUUACGGAUGCCCGCCACCACCCUAGCCACCAUGCCCGUAGUGACACACACACCUGCGCUGCCCACACGACCGAUGCCACGACCGAUGCCACGACCGCUGCCACAGCCGACACCAACACCUCUCUGGAGAGAGGCAACGAUAGCCGGAAGAAGCUUAAACUUGCGCUCAAUAAAGCAGUAUUGAACUAGCAACCAAGUAGUUCACUUGACUCUAGAGAACGCUCCCCCCAUAACUGGCGCAGUCGCAGUCGUCUCGGCGGAUUACCGGGACAUAGGGGCGUGAAUAACAACCGUUACCAUUAGAGGGAAGACUCUGGAUCCUGUUAAACUCCUUCCUUAAGAGCAUACCGAAUGAUUAGGUUGCAUGAAAAUUUACUUUUCUUUUUGUAUUCGCGAUUUCAAAUGCCUCCCGAAAAUAACAGUAAUGCAGCAGUAAAUCCUAUGUAAAUUUACGGCGUAACUUUCAAUUACACACUUUUUGUAAUUCCUAAUUACAUCUCAUAGGAAAAAGGAUUGUAAUUCGUAAUUACUGCCAUGUAAAGUUACACUAGAAAACAUGUAAUAUUAUUUUCAUGAAGGAAAAUUCCGCUUAUCCGUAAUUUUACAUGCAAUCUCAUUCACACUUUUUCCCGUAGCCGGGAGAAGGAAAAAAUAACAUUUCCCAGCACUAAAACUUAUUCCUUUUUAGAUGAAGAUUCCACUCAUUCUAUUCUGGGCCUGGGUCAUCCAAGCGGACAUGCAGCUUUACGACUUGAACACCAACCCCGGCGUUGUAAUGUUGCGAUCAGGAAGAAGAUAUAUCAAAGAAGGUAACAUUCGAAUUUACCAUAAAAUUGACCUCCAGGCAUACGGACCACUGAUUGUUCGGUGUAGAACCGCUAUCAACAGCCUAAAAACAGCUAGGAAUUAUAAAGAGGUUAUAGAUUUACUAAGCCAUAGGGUCGAAAAAAUCAUGAACAUGUACCGAGAUCUUUACCCUAAAGAGGUAGUAAGAAGAAAAAGAGCUCUAGAUUUUCUAGGAACUGGGAUUAAGUUCAUAACGGGUAACAUGGACUCCGAUGAUAGGGCCCAGAUCAAGAGCGACAUAGAUACAAUAUUGAAUAAGGAAGAAGACCUCGUUAAACAAAAUAAUAAACAGAUAGUUAUAAAUAAACAGUUAGAAACAAGAGUAAACAAAAUGAUUAGGAUUAUUAAUGAUCAGCAGAACAAUGCCAUACUACAACUGAACGAUUUCAACAUCUUAAAACAGACAAUUAUUGCAACCGAUCACCUUAACCAAAUCGAGGGCCAUCUAGAUAGUAUAGCUGAAACAAUCCAUCUGGCAAAAUUCAACAUCAUCUCGAAAUCGUUUUUAGAACCAGAAGAAAUAGGACUAGUUCAAAAAACCCUGAUUGAGCAAGAUGUUGCUCUUCAUAAUGUUAAUCAAAUCUACGAUUUUUUAGAGAUCAAGGUAGCAUACUUGCAAUCGAAUCUAUUUUUUGUUAUAUUGGUCCCGCGGUUAAAACAAGGAACGUUCAAAAGUUAUUUGUUAGCAGCCAUCCCAAAGAAUGGGAAGAUCAUUCAACUCCCGGCACCCGACGCUUUGGUCGGCGGAAACCAAACGUACUUCAUCAGGCAGCACUGUGCGGGUGGUGACUCUAUUGUGGUAUGCAAUGAAGAGGAUCUUAUUGACGUUAGUGGCGACAACUGCUUCGACCCAAUAUUUCGAGGCUCAACAGGUGACUGCGUGUUCACCAACUAUUCAAGCACAAGUAGAGUAAGGAGGCUAACGGACAAUCACAUCCUUCUAAACAGCGGAAACAAGACAAAGCUGUCAUCAACGUGCGGCCUCCCAGAUCGUAAUCUGAGCGGUAACGUUCUGAUUUUUUUCGAAAACUGCACUGUCCAGAUUAACGACGAAAUUUUCAAAGACGUCUUGUUUAACACGAGGGAGAAAAUCGACAUAAUCCCCCUAAACGGACAAAUUAUUAACGAAGGUCGCUUCAAUGCAAGCCUAUCUCUGCAAAACGUACACGAGCUGCACCUAGCUCAUAGAGAAUGGCUAGAGAGCAUUGAGAGGAAGGCCACCGCGACGGAUUCCAGAAACAUAGGAAUAUUUUUCGUCUUUUCCUGCCUUUUCUCGGCGAUGUUUGUAGCCAAGGUUUGUGCGAGACGCACAAAACUGAAGGACGGAGGAGUUACGGAUGCCCGCCACCACCCUAGCCACCAUGCCCGUAGUGACACACACACCUGCGCUGCCCACACGACCGAUGCCACGACCGAUGCCACGACCGCUGCCACAGCCGACACCAACACCUCUCUGGAGAGAGGCAACGAUAGCCGGAAGAAGCUUAAACUUGCGCUCAAUAAAGCAGUAUUGAACUAGCAA